AUGGCGGAUCCAAAAUCAAGUGGCGUUUAUCGCAUUCCACCAUAUUAUUACAUCCACGUAUUAGAUCAGAAUAGCAAUGUACCACGAUUGGAAGUUGGUCCAAAAACAUUUGUUAAACAAGAUCAUGAAAAAGUUCUCUUAGGCCCAGAAAAACAUAUUAUCAUUCCACCGCGACAUUAUUGUGUCAUUGAAAAUCCAGCAAUGAGAGAUAAAAAAGGACAAGUGCUUAUCGAUACACAUGGACAAGUUCGAUUGUUACAUGCCGAUUUAGCAAUUAAAUUUACACAAGAACCGUUUCCGUUGUUUCCUGGAGAAGUAUUAAAACAGGCUGUGACUCCCUUAAAAGUGAUUGAACCGAAUUGUGCAUUACGUUUACGAGCUGUGCUAGAUUUUGUUGAUGAGGCUGGAACUCCAAUUAAAGCUGGUGAUGAAUGGCUAUUUGAAGGACCAGGCACCUAUUAUCCUCGAAAAGAAGUUGCCGUUGAAGAACAAAUAAAAGCUACGAUUUUGAAACCCACUGAAGCUGUUCGAUUACGUGCAAAAAAAGAAAUGAUUGAUCGUGAUGGUCAACCUCGUGAAACCGGUGAAGAAUGGUUAAAUAGAACGACUGGCUCUUACCUACCAUUGGCUACCGAAGAAGUUGUCAAAGUUGUUCAGCCAAUUGUAUUAACAGAUAAAAAAGCAGUUCACCUUCGAGCGAUACGUACGUUUAAAGAUACUUUUGGUAAUAAACGUUUACAUGGUGAAGAAUGGUUAAUAUAUGCCAAAGAUACCGAGACAUACAUACCAGAUGUUUAUGAAGAAGUUGUUGGAGAUAUCAUGGUGACAGCAUUAACUUCACGACAAUACUGUGUUAUUUUGGAUCCAGUGGGUAAAAACGGAAAGCCACAAUUAGGAAGAAAAGAACUUGUCAGAGGUGAAAAAACAUUUUUCUUACAACCGGGUGAGAAAUUGGCAAAAGGUAUCCAAGAUAUCUAUGUAUUAGAGGAAGAUGAAGGACUUAUUUUAAAAUGUACCGAAGCGUUUAAAGAAGAUGGAAAAAUUAUUCGAUCACCCGGUGAUCGAUGGAUGAUUCGUGGUCCAAAAGAUUACAUACCAGCUGUUGAAUCUGAAGUUGUUUUACGCCGUAAAGCCAUUCCAUUGGAUGUUAAUGAAGGCAUAUAUGUACGUGAUGUAAAAACGGGUAAAAUUCGAUCUGUAAUUGGCAAUACGUAUUUACUAACGGAAAAUGAAGAAUUAUGGGAAAAAGAAUUGCCAGUACAAACGGAACAAUUAUUAAAUUUGGAUCCAAGAUAUUUUGAAGACACUGAAAAACAACAACAACAACAAGCUCUCAUACCACCACGAGACAAAUCGAAAGUAAUUACUUAUAGAGUACCACAUAAUGCUGCCGUUCAAAUGUACGAUUAUAAAGCAAAGAAAGCACGAAUUGUAUUCGGACCAGAAUUAGUUAUGCUUGGUCCAGAUGAACAAUUUACAGUGCUUAAUUUGUCUGGUGGUAAACCCAAAUUUCCAAAUCGCAUUCGUGCGAUCUGCUUACUAUUGGGACCGGAAUUUUCAUCGGAUAUUGUUACUAUUGAAUCAGCUGAUCAUGCACGUUUAUCAUUGAAACUGUCUUAUAAUUGGCAUUUUGAUAUUAAACAUGACGAUAAUGAAAAAGUAGUUGCAAGUAUAUUUUCCGUACCGGAUUUUAUUGGCGAUUUUUGUAAAGCAAUUGCAGCUAGAAUUCGAGGUGCAGUAGCUGGUGUUAAUUUCGAUGAUUUUCAUAAAAAUUCAGCGCGAAUAAUUCGUGCUAGUGUAUUUGGCAUAGAAAAAGGCACAUCAAAAGUGAAUAAUCGUUUUGUGUUUGCCCAAAAUAAUUUAGUAUUAACAUCCAUUGACAUCCAAUCAGUUGAACCUGUUGAUCAACGUACUCGAGAGGCUUUGCAAAAAAGUGUACAAUUAGCCAUUGAAAUUACUACAAAUUCACAAGAAGCCCAUGCCAAGCAUGUUGCUGAAAAAACUGAACAAGAAGCUCGUGGUCAUUUGGAACGACAAAAAAUUCAUGAUGAAGCUGAAGCUGAGAAAGAACGUCGUAAUUUGUUGUUAUUGAAUGCAUUAUCUGCUGCUGUUGAAGCAACGGGACAAGCGAAAGCCGAAGCUCAAAGUCGUGCAGAAUCAGCGAAAAUUGAAGGUGAAGCAGCUGUUGAUACCGCUCGUCUUCGUGCUGAAGCAUCUAGAAUUGAAGCUGAAGUUGAAUUAUAUCGUUUAACAAAAGCACGUGAAUUAGAAUUAGAAUAUUCAAAACUAACAUCUGAAUUAGAAGUUGAUCGAGCACAACGCAUGACAAAUAUUGAAAUAGAAGAAUUUCAAAAACAUGUUGCAGCUAUUGGGGCAAAAACCAUUCAAGCAAUUGCCACAUCUGGUCCAGAUAUGCAAGUAAAAUUAUUACAAUCAUUAGGUAUCAAAUCAACAUUAAUCACAGAUGGUCGAUCGCCUAUAAAUUUGUUUAAUACAGCCAUGAGUAUGGUUGGUAAUAUCCAACAACCAACUUCCGCAACAUCGUCCUUACUUUCAACAACCAAUUAA
This is a messenger RNA of Didymodactylos carnosus, 2568 nucleotides long. Lineage: Eukaryota; Metazoa; Rotifera; Eurotatoria; Philodinida; Philodinidae. The record is from the annotation of a GenBank genome assembly.